AUGGCAUCAAGCAACCCAAUUCCAGUAAACCCGCGGCCGAGCGACCUGACUUUCGGCGUAGAGCUAGAGUUUCUAGUUCCCUACCUUGGCUCAGGCGAUGCCGAUCCUCAUGGUGACGUUGCGGGCUUACCUCCGGUCAUCAGAGUAGAUCCUGGCGAGUCGCCGAAGAUCAUAGUUACCGAAAUCCUUGAGAAGUUGUUUGACAAGCAUGGCCUCCCCACCAGGAUCACCCCCCGGAUGCACAAGCAUACCAACUUUUACGUCAACAACAUGAUCCAACACUUGGGAUCGUGGGACAUUACACACGACAUAACUCUCCAGGAGUUUGAGAUGAACGAAUAUAAGUGGAUGAGCGUCGAGGUCCGGUCCCCGGCGGAGCGUAACAUUUCCGUGGCCUUUGACGCCCUCGAGUAUGCCAGAAAUCUUAUAAUCAGCACGUAUAGAACGCGCGUGAACCUGACCUGCGGACUCCACGUCCACGUCGGGUCCUGCGCCGAGUUCUUUCCUCACGGCGCUGUACGGCGUAUUGCUGCCCUGAGUUGGGCAACCGAACACUUAUUGCUGACGCUCUGCCACCCGUGGCGGCGAGCAAACAUUUACACGGAAACAUUGCGUGGAAAUAGCCGUAUAGCGUCAAACAAUCUCGAUGAGGAGAAAGAUCACUCGGAGACACAACGGGAUGGCCUCAUCGUCUCGGACGAAACAGAGAUCUGCGCGCAGUACCUCGCGACCGAAGUGCGCCACGGCGAGAGGCCGAUAUCCUGGCGAGAGCGUAAUUCCGAGGUCAACACACAGGCCAUGGUGGAUCGUUUUAUACACACCCGUGAAGAAGGCCACUAUGAGCCGUUCGACGAUCCGGCUCUGCCGGUUGACCCCGCGCCUCCGCCGUACGACGGGAUGAGCCUCGCGGGUUUCGUCGCGGCGAGAGUCGCCAAGGCCACCGAGAAAGUAACGCAAGCCCGAGAAGCGGGGACAGCACCGGCUCCUGCACCGGAGCGCACGCGGCGGACGCCGCGCAUCAAGAGCCCGCACUACACGGCCGACAUGCUGCACGCGCUCGGCCCUGACGAUAAGCGCUACGCAAAGAGCACACUGCCAUUAAACACGUUCGUAGAUCAGCCGAAGUUGGGCGUGUGGCCGGGUGUGGCGAGGAUCUACGAAGCGAAGUCGAGCUGCGAGAUCCAGUGGCGGCUGGAGACGUCAGCUCGGGGGUUCGUCAACUUCGACGGAUACCGCUGCGACGGCUUCGGAGCCCCCAUGGCGAGGCGCACGAUCGAGUUCCGCGGCGCAGAAGGUACGUUGACCCCCUGGGUUGAGACGUGGGCGAAGAUCGUCGUUGGCCUGGUGAGGUUUGCGAUACACGCCCCCGUGGAUAGGUUCCUGCAGGUCAUCGAGAUGUGCGAUGUCGCGGAGCGCGAGGACGGCAGGUAUGAUGUCGUGGAUUUGCUGGAGGAUAUGGGGCUUUUUGCGGAGGCAGUGCAGGCCGAGCAGAAGAUCAAGGAUAAUUUAACGGCCUGGGGUUUGGAGUAUGUGGAUGGGGGAGAGGCUCCGCAUUGAGUAACUAAGCUCGGUAAUAUGCGCUUUUUUCUCUGUUUUCGAGCUGGGUACUCGUUUAGGUAGUAAGUUACGAAGGAAUCUAGUAGCCGCGAACGUCGAU
Hypoxylon fragiforme is the source of this 1657-nucleotide messenger RNA. RefSeq lists its product as uncharacterized. Lineage: Eukaryota; Fungi; Ascomycota; Sordariomycetes; Xylariales; Hypoxylaceae. The transcript is spliced from 2 exons. Bases 1 to 1557 code for a protein of 518 amino acids. The record is from RefSeq and is a predicted model, not a curated record.